GAGCGCGGCGCGGGGGCGAGCCCGGCAGCCGCGGGUGCCCGAGAGCCGCGGGAGCGCCGGCCCCGACCCCGACCCGGCCCCGUCCCGGUCCCGGCCCCGGUCCCGUCAGCGAGGGCCCGGCCAGGCCCGGCCCGGCCGCAGCCAUGCUGGCGCUGCUGUCCCGGCUGCUGGACUGGUUCCGCUCGCUCUUCUGGAAGGAGGAGAUGGAGCUCACCCUGGUGGGGCUGCAGUACUCGGGCAAGACCACCUUCGUCAACGUCAUCGCGUCAGGUCAAUUCAGUGAAGAUAUGAUUCCUACUGUGGGCUUCAACAUGAGAAAAGUUACAAAGGGUAACGUUACAAUAAAGAUCUGGGAUAUAGGAGGGCAACCACGAUUCCGAAGCAUGUGGGAACGAUACUGCAGGGGAGUUAAUGCUAUUGUCUACAUGGUAGAUGCUGCAGAUCGUGAAAAAAUAGAAGCCUCUCGGAAUGAGCUGCACAAUCUUCUAGAUAAGCCACAGUUACAAGGAAUCCCUGUUCUAGUACUUGGAAACAAGAGAGACCUUCCUAACGCUUUGGAUGAGAAACAACUAAUUGAAAAGAUGAACCUUGCUGCUAUUCAGGACAGAGAAAUCUGCUGCUACUCAAUUUCGUGCAAAGAGAAAGAUAAUAUAGAUAUCACGCUUCAGUGGCUUAUUCAGCAUUCAAAAUCUAGAAGAAGCUGAAGUCUUCCUGGAAUCUCCAGUACCAGUUGGCCAUAAUCUCAAUUGUCCACUUCCCUCCAUAACGAGAUAUUACCCAAAAAUCCUGUAAUGAGAAUCUGCCUUUUCACAGUUCAUUUCUCAUGUGCACUGCUGAAGACUUGUAUUCCUAUUAUGUCACAAAACAACUAGAGUUGUCAUAAAGUCAGCACAAAUAUUUAUUUUACAACCAUCUAUGGUGGGAGGGUUGGGGGGGGCUUUUUAAAAAAAAAAAAGAUCUCUACCAUGUUAACUAUGAUGGUACACUGUUCUGGUUUUUCAGGGCCAGGUUUUUAUAUGAUUUUCAGCAAGUGUUUUAUUUCUAGUGUUUAGUGGCUUGAAGAUGCUGACGCCUGACAGCAUUGAAAUUCUGUAAGAUGCCACAUACAGUAGUUAGAAAACAUUUAAGCGUGAGUUGUGGGAUACUAAUCUCACAAAUGCAUGUGAUGUGUGUAUGUUAGCAGAGAAAUGGAAACUGUUUGCAGAGGGGAGCACAAGACACAGAUCAGCAUCACUAAUCUACAGCUGAGAUCUUACCCUGUCACUUAAAAAAACAAACAAAACCAAACUCUUCUGAUGAAUUAGGGGAGCCGACUGUUUAAAUUCAUUUUGUUGCUUCUGUUUAACAUUUGUCUGGGGGAUAGGAAUGGACUGUUCUGUUUAAGCUUUCAAAAAUUGGAGUAUUCCAGCAUGAAAACAAAUUGCUAGGAACAUCAGACUUUGUCCAAACACAUUUUUCUGUCUCCAGAUACUAGUGAUCUCUAUCUGAAACCAGAAUAUACAUUCUGAGCGGCUGCAUGACACUUAAAUUACUGAUGUUUUUGUAGAGAGUCAGUCGUUGGCCUUUAGCACAAUAUCUGUGUAAUUGUCUAGUGUCUCUCCUGCUCAUGAAAUAGCUGGGCACAGUUUCACCUGGUGCUAUGAAACAUCUCGGCUAUUGUGACAACUCUAGACCUGCCUGCUUUCUUGAUGUAACCAUGUGCAAAGUCUGUAAGUUGCAAGAUGAAAUGUUCAACUGUGUCAAAGCACAAGAGAGCCAACGAAUCGAUCCUAUUUCUUGACUAGCUUCUACAGUAUAGGGAAGUAUGUAUAAACUAAAGAUUGUAAUGUUUUUGUAGCUUUACUUUCUCAAUGACUUCAAUAUAUUUAAAGGGACAGACUUGUUAAGACUGGUUUGUUCAUACAGUAAUGUCAGUGUAGCUUGCUAGUGUAUACAAAUACAUGGUACACCUGCUUGUGUUGCCUCACACUGUGUGUGAUUCUUCCUUACCUAACUGUGGAGUCUGCAUUACUCUGGGGUCCUCGGUUGAAAACACUGUUUAGUCCAUAUCAGUUGUGACAAACCAGUUUUAAUUUGGACUGCCAUGGCCUUACUGUUCUGUACCAACUGUCGCACUGUUGCACAGACACUACAUGCUGCCUGCAUUCAGUCUGAACUUGCAUUUAACUUUUUGUCCCCUUUCAGUUCUCUGAAGCAUGAUUUCAAUUAAUUCAUACUCUGGUGCUGUAGAGGAGAGGGUGCAUUAACUUGCUACUGUAGUCCCUAGUUCACCGUGAACUGCUACAGGUCCUUUUAUUUAGCAAACUUGCUUGUGCCUAAAAUAUGGAAACUAAACUAGAAUGUGUGGAUCUUCGUGGGGGACCAGGUCACUGUUUAGUUAACUGGCCUAUAGCUAAACUUGAUGUGUUUGGUGUUUAUAUACUUCACUGCUUUCAGCAUUAAUGGCAUCCAAACACUACCAAUUGUUAACCUGUGCAUUACUCUCUGCAUGUGAACAACUUAUACAAUUACUGAACUUUGUAAAUAUGUGGAUUUUUUAUUUAGGUGGAUGCAUAUGUUGGUUUACUGCUCUUCAGCUUUAUUCAAUAAACUUAUGUUUUGAGGGUUGUAUUGACACUUAACUGACUGACUUGAGUUGAGUGGCGUAACUCUUGGCGCUGCACUGGGGGCUGUCUGUCUCCUCUCUGAUAAAAUUAAAAUGGGCGAAGAAGGCUGAGUAUAAAUACCUGAGCUGCUUUAUGUUCUGUGGUUAAACUAUUAAAGCGAAGUGCUCCUAAAACUAAAGCCAUGGGACUUUCUCAGCAGAAAGAGCAGGUUUAGCUAGAGUCAGCCUCGGCAGUCCUCAGUGCUUUGUACGCCUAAGAAAGGCACUUACUAGUCAGCUGAAGGGCUGUGAGCAGGUCAGCCUUCUGGAGUUCCAUUUCUGGGGAGAAAAAUGCAUGCAUCUAAAAGCUUGUUCCUUGUCUUCACGCCUAGAGUAAAGUCCUUGCUUUUCUAGCUCAAAUACCAGAUCUAGCAGUGUCUGAUCAUUCGCUGCCAAUUAAAGCAUGGAGCUUUUCGUCUCACUGAAAGGGUGAGGCUUUCACUGACUGAGGUCUUAAACAAAAUCCUUUCUUGUGAUUAUUUUUUCAAUCUGAAACUAUGCUGACUGUGGCUCCCAAACACUGAUUUAUUUAUUUCUUAGGUGACUGACUGACCUGUAGGACCAUAUGUUAACAUCUUCCAAGUAACGGUAACAAGUUAGAUGUCUUCUAUGCAGUCUGCCUCCAUGUAAGCCUUCAAACUCCCUGAGCUGUAGCAGGUUAGUUCUUAGACCUGAGUAUUGGUCGGUUAGCAUCCUUCACAUGUAACUAGGCUUGGGGGAAGGAGUAAGAACUGUUGAGUGAAACAUCCUAUGCCUAUUUCUUCAGUUGACAGGAGUAUCCUGCAUGCAAACUUAGCUACCUGGAGCUAAUAUUCGAAGCAAAACUGCCUUGUGACAGCCUCAAAAUGCUGUUACUGCUGUGUGUGUGAUCUGUCACCCUGGCAGGUCGCUCAAAUAAGCUGCAGUGUAAACUUGGCCAACAGCUGAUUGCUUGAGGUGGUAUUUAAAUGGUCAGUUGCUACUUCUUAAUAGCAAGGAAGACUGCACUGGCCACCUGUAAUGUACAUAUUUCAAACUGUACGUUUGUGUUACUCACAAAGUGACUCUGCUUAAGUUUCCACAGCUAUUUGUGUACUGUUCUUGCAGAUGCCCAUAGUUACUUACGUGGCAGAAAUGUAGACCUCCAAGUGACUGUUUGAAUCUAAUGCUGAGGAUUAUGCUCUUUUUUUGUGAGCUCUCGAUAAACUUGCCAGUUUACCUUCAUUUUGAGAUGGAAUGGAAGUGUAGUAAGUCUUUCUAGAGAAGUGAGGCUGUCUCUCUCCACCUUUCUGCCUUGGACUGAAGGAACUGUGCUCUUCUGGCAUGACUAAGUCCAAGGUUAAACCUUUUAUGUUCUAAAAAAAUAAUAAAAAAAAAAAGGGAGAGCCUAAGGUAUUGGUGGUGUUGUUGCUGAACUUGGUUGCUAUAGUUGUGUUCUGCUUCUAGAAAUCUGUCGGGUCAAUCUAGUCUCUCAGAUUACUCUACUCAGGCUCCGUAGUGAGCAAGCUCUCUUCUGAUGUACCUGCAGUAGGCCUAGGCCAUUACCAUAUUAAGAGAACUGAGUCUUGUGAAAAGGCAAAUAUUGAGCCAGAAAUAUUGGUCAUGAAUACGCAUGUGAUCAUCACUGUGCACACAAGUUAGACAUCAGUCAUACCUGUGUGACCUUGUGGUGUGUUAGUCUUGUGUGGUGUUCUUAGGGUUUGCAGUAGCUGUCAGCUCCAAGUGCUUGUUGAUUUUGUUCAGUGCUACGUGAUCCCUUACUGAUCGCAGCGCAGCGAGUCUCUAGGCUAGCCUGGGAAGAACAGACAGCACUGGGCUGUGUGCAGGUUUUCCUUGAGAAGUGUUCAUGGCCCAUCAAUGUUGUGCGUGGCUGGUGGCUCCUUGCAGCGCAGCACAGUGCACAUUGUCAGUGUGCGGCCGGGUGUCUUAGCAGCUGCACAGGCAAUUCUGCCCUAUCACAACAUGGGAAAUGCACACGUGGGGCGGUUUCGUGGUCUGUGGAACUGAUAAGCUAGGUUCUUAGCAGUUUUUUGUUUUCUCUUCACUUCGUGGAAACGAGUUGGGAAGGCCGUCCUUUUCAGAUGCUCAGAUUAAAAAAACUGCGUUAUUUUCACUUUCUGGUGGAAGAAAAGAGGCCAAAGGAAAUGCCUUAAACAGUCUUUCUGGUUAAGUUAACGAGCGUCAUGCAAGGGUCUACAAUAAGAGAAGUAUGACUUAGCUAGAUUGUCAAUUUUUAACUUUUCUAACGUUUAAUUUUAUAGUUACUCUGACUGUGCAAUGGGUGUACUGGCAUGUCACGAUUUGCUUGGUGUGUGUUUAAUGAAUGUUAAAGAAAUGCUCUUCUUCCCGGGUAGCAUGCCUCAGCUCUGCUCCCUGCUGCCUUCUUCUUGCACUGACCCGUACGCCAGAGCGAGCUGUAUGAGUCCUCGACAGGGGCUGUAAAUCAGAUAAUUUAAGCUACCUUGCUCAGAGUGGCGUGCUGCCACGCACGUGGAAUCAGUAAAUCAUGCUAAAGGAGAAGCGAUGUGUGAAUAUUUAAGACUGGUAAAUACUUCGGGACUUGUGUUCCAAAAAUGUGAGUUCGGAAUGACUUUUCUCAUGAAACCAUCAACCCGCUGAAAGCUGUUGCUUUAGGACUGCUCCGCGUGCCGACAGCCCAAAUAUGCCCUGGUGAGACCUCGGGGCCUUCUGUCUCGUGUCCCAGCUCAGGGGGCCGUACAGGAGGAGGGCGAGGCCGGGGGUUUGUGUCCCUCGCAGCGGAGGUGGGUAAGUAGAGCUUUGUGCCAGGAUCAGUGCCUUCCAGUUGCGACAUUACAGGUUUGACUCUGUUAGAGGCGACGUCUGUCAUUGUGAACGUUUUGGAGUGCUUCAAUAAAAGUGGUGUUGAAAACC
Messenger RNA from Anas platyrhynchos (mallard), 5515 nucleotides. RefSeq names its product ARF like GTPase 8B (gene ARL8B). Gene Ontology annotation, molecular function: GTP binding; GTPase activity. Gene Ontology annotation, biological process: protein transport; anterograde axonal transport. Gene Ontology annotation, cellular component: lysosomal membrane. The record is from RefSeq and is a predicted model, not a curated record. Lineage: Eukaryota; Metazoa; Chordata; Aves; Anseriformes; Anatidae.